Molecule: messenger RNA, 2707 nt
Organism: Liolophura sinensis
Lineage: Eukaryota; Metazoa; Mollusca; Polyplacophora; Chitonida; Chitonidae
Product: GTP cyclohydrolase 1-like
Exons: 6
Coding region: 113-922 (269 amino acids)
Biological process (GO): tetrahydrofolate biosynthetic process; tetrahydrobiopterin biosynthetic process
Cellular component (GO): cytoplasm
Molecular function (GO): GTP binding; zinc ion binding; GTP cyclohydrolase I activity
Source: RefSeq, a predicted model, not a curated record
AGUCGAGCUGUCAGAUUGCGUCGUGAAACAUCUAACGGAACGAGCGGCGGCUGUGUGAAUACAUCGGCCAGUUCGUAUUGUCUUUGUCCCUUUUCUACAUUCUCUACCAGCCAUGUCGGAAGGAGCACAUCAGAACCAUCCCCACUACAGAAGUGAUCCCGAUGUGGAGCUUGCUCACAAAGUGCGACAUUUGUCGACGGCUAGAAGUUUAUCGGUGAGCAGCGACAAAUCUCUGCCGAACACGCCGCCUCCUCACGCUCUUGUCUCCGCCGCCGCCACCGGUAAGCACAACGGCGGCCUGUUCAUGGGCCCGCAAGCCUUCAGCGUCAGCGAAGCCGAAGAGCGUAGUGAUGAGGAAGUGAUGGAAGACUUGUCCAAGGCCUACAAAAAUAUUCUCAGUGGACUGGGGGAGGACCCAGGUCGACAAGGGCUGUUAAGAACACCCGAGAGAGCGGCUAAAGCCAUGAUGUUUUUCACAAAGGGCUACAAAGAAAGAAUAGAAGAUAUUCUGAAUGAUGCGGUAUUUGAUGAAGACCAUGAUGAGAUGGUGAUAGUUAAAGAUAUAGACAUGUUUUCAUUAUGUGAACACCAUUUAGUUCCAUUUAUAGGAAAGGUCUCGAUAGGAUAUCUACCAAAUAAGAGAAUUUUGGGACUAAGUAAGCUAGCUAGAGUCGUGGAGGUAUUCAGUAGAAGGCUUCAAGUGCAAGAAAGGUUGACUAAACAGGUAGCAGUGGCAAUCUUAGAGGCCAUCCAACCCAAUGGUGUAGCAGUUGUAGUAGAAGCAAGUCACAUGUGUAUGAUGAUGAGAGGGGUACAGAAGCUAAACAGUAAGACAGUGACUAGCACAAUGCUGGGGGUCUUCAGGGAGGACCCUAAAACGAGGGAAGAGUUUCUUAGCCUGAUCAACCACAACAAAACCUAACUGAUCAGUCACAACACAAUCUGACCAAUCAACCACAAAUAAAAUUUGACUGAUCAAGCAAAGCAAAAAAAUCUGAAUGGUUAGUCACAAGAAAAUCUAAAAAAAUCAGUCACAACAAAACCUGACUAAUCAAACACAAGAAAAUUUAAAUGAUCAACCACAAGAAAACUUAACUGAUGAACUACAACAAAAUUUGACUGAUCAGCCACAACACAAUAUAAUUGAUCAACCACAAGAAAACUGAUCAGUGACACAGUAUAAUUGAUCUACCACAGCAAAACUGAUCAGCCACACAAUAUAAUUGAUCAACCACAGCAAAACUUAACUGAUCAACCACAACAAACAGUCACUCAUAGCCAAAUCAUACAUUUCUACUUUUGGCUAGUAAAUUAUCAGGAACAGACAUGCGCUAAUUGAUGGCGAUUCAACCUAAACAAGCAGUCAGACCAGCCAAAAUAAUCAUAACACAUAUUAGAACAACUCACGGUAAACAUGAACUAUGAUGAAGGCCAAAAUAAACAGAAUGUCACUGCGGUAAAUGCCCAAAUAACCAGUCAUGUUAAAUAUUAGCCAUUUCUGGGAAACAAGAAGAAAUUAACAUGCUCCAAUGGGCCAGUUACCCAGUGCUAACAUACAUGUCAGGUACAAUCUGACAACCAUGUCAAUCAGUGCUCAAGAUUUAAGUUGGGCUCAUGUGGUGCCUGGAAUCAUAAACAGCUUAAAAGUGAUCAGAGGUCGCCAGCUUUGUAGAAAUAGGAUUUAUUCACAAAGCAGUACAACACUGCAUUUAUUUGUGAAUUCUGUUUGUUCGAAAGAUUGCAUAAAUGUGAAUAGUGCAUGCGAAUAAGUUGUUUCAAAAGUUAGAAGAGGUUUCUCAUGAUGAUAUCCAUGAUAAUGGUGAACAUCAUACUAUGCCCCAGUCAUCAUGCACAGCUGGGGACAUUUCUAGUACCAAUGUACAAAACAUGUUGACAACCAGCACUUAGCUAUGUGUAGUAAACAGGCACUCAGUGGAUGAAUAUUGGCUAUGAGUGUCGGCGUCCGCAUUCAGCAUAUGAACACGUGAUCAUUCACACACGCAGACACUCAACAAAUAAGUAUUGGGGACUGUCGUGGUGGCGGCACUCAACAAGUGAUCACUGGGUGGUGCUUUUAUCGAGGUAUUAUACCUUAAGAUUGUACACCAUUCCUAUAAUACAGAGUACACAGUUAUUUAUUAAUAUACCUUAGAGUUGAGAUUGUUUUUGGUGAAAUAUGAAUUAGAUGUAUGUAUAUGUUUAAUAUUUGUUGUUUUAUGAAUUGUUCAAAAAAAAAAAAACGUUCUACAAGAGAAAUUUAUAUACAUAUCCUGUUUACAAUUUUUUGUUGUUUUCUGUUCAAAUGUCAUAUAAAAAUAAUUCAGAUUUGCAGAAAUGCAGUCGUAUAUUGUUCUUUGAGACUUUUUGGUGCCAAUGUUCCAAAUUCUGUAAAGCUGAUCCCCAUUUGUUUUUAAGAUAUGUUUGGCCUGAAAAUAUACCGAAUAAAAUUUAGAUUACUAUGUAACACAUUUUGUCAUCAUUUAAGGCCAAAAUAUAAUACAUGUAUUUAUAUGUUCUUCAGUAUGAAGACAUGCACGUCAGUUCAUAAUUACAGUUAUAGUGCGUGUAACUUAUUUUCUGUUUCCCGUUAAAUUCAUAAUAUGAAAUUCUGUCAUAGGCUUAAGCAAGGACUGAACCAUUCUUAUCCCCAAAAAUGGCAAACGGGCAAUUCACAUACUCUGACUUAAACGGCUUUCAUACAUUGUUC